AUGAGCGUGGAGGAGAAGGUUCGCAAUCUCGUCGAUGCCUCUGCCGGCGUCAAGUCGCUGGGGCUCCCACCUCACGGUUGGUGGAACGAGGGCCUUCAUGGGGUUGGCUUUUCCCCUGGCGUGCUAUUUGCACAAGACUCGGAGCCCUUCGGUUACGCCACAAGCUUUCCCUUGCCAAUUCUGACGGCGGCGAGUUUCGACGACGACCUCUUCAAUGCAAUCGGCCAGGUCAUCGGCAGGGAGGGUCGCGCUUUCAGCAACUACGGCUACGCAGGCUUCAACUUCUGGACGCCCAACAUGAACGCGUUCCGGGAUCCACGAUGGGGCCGAGGCCAAGAGACCCCGGGAGAAGACGUCCUGGUCGUCUCCAACUACGUCCAGAGCUACGUCACGGGGCUGCAGGGCAGCGAUCCCACCGACAAGGUCAUCAUCGCUGCUUGCAAGCAUUUCGCUGCCUACGACAUCGAAACUGCCCGGCGUGCUAACAACUACAACCCCACUCAGCAAGACCUGCAGGAUUACUACCUGCCCGCCUUCAGACGCUGUGUGCGAGACAGCCAUGUCGGCACCGUCAUGUGCUCCUACAACAGUGUCGACGGAAUCCCGGCAUGCAGCAGCGAGUACUUGUUGAAGGAGGUCCUCAGAGACACCUGGGGCUUCACCAACGACUAUCAGUUCGUCGUGUCCGACUGCGGCGCGGUGACGGACGUGUGGCUUCUGCACAACUUCACCAACACGGAGCAGGACGCAGCCUCCGUCUCGAUGGCUGCUGGCACAGAUCUAGAGUGUGGCUCCUCCUACCUCCACCUCAACGGCUCCCUGGCCGACAAACAAGUCACGCAGGAACGCGUUGACGAGGCUCUGACGCGCCUGUACAAGGCACUCUUCACCGUAGGGUAUUUCGAUGGCAGUAGUCAUAGCUCACUAGGCUGGUCUGACGUGUCGACUAUCGAUGCGCAGCAGAUUGCCUGUGAGGCUGCUCGCGCGGGGAUGACCCUCCUCAAGAAUGACGGUGUUCUUCCGCUCGCCGACGGCAAGUACAAGUCCGUCGCCCUCAUCGGGCCCUUUGCCAACGCCACGACGCAGAUGCAAGGGAACUACUUUGGGAGGGCACCCUUCGUGCGGAGCCCCCUCUGGGCUUUCACGCAGCAGAGCAGCCUGCAGGUAAACUAUGCAGCGGGCACCGACAUCAACAGCACCAGCGACAGCGGCUUCGCGGACGCACUGGCGGCCGCCAAGAAUUCCGAUAUUGUCAUCUUCUGCGGUGGAAUCGACACCACUAUCGAGGCGGAGACACUUGACCGUGUUUCCAUCACCUGGCCAGGUAACCAACUCGAUCUCAUCAGCCAACUGUCGAUGCUAGGCAAGCCCCUGGUCGUUGCCCAGUUCGGCGGCGGACAGGUCGACGACACUGCCCUGGUGGAUAACGCCAACGUGAACGCCCUAUUCUGGGCAGGGUUGCCAGGCCAGGCCGGAGGCCUGGCCAUGUAUGAUCUCGUCGUCGGCAAAGCGUCCUUUGCUGGCAGAUUACCAACCACGCAGUACCCUGCCAGCUACGCCGAUCUUGUCAGCAUUUUCAACAUCAACCUCAGACCAAACGGGACGUUUCCCGGAAGGACCUACAAGUGGUAUAUCGGCGAGCCCGUAUUCCCUUUCGGAUUCGGUCUGCACUACACCAAGUUCAAUUUUACCUGGAAGGACACAUUAGAGCCUACAUAUGAUAUUUCCAAUAUCAUUUCCUGGGCACGGUCUCAGAACAAUGGGCACGUCACCGACACCACGCCUUUCACGUCGGUCAAUGUGACGGUCAAAAACGUGGGCAAUGUCAGAUCUGACUACGUCGGUCUUCUUUUCCUCUCGAGCAAAAACGCCGGCCCCGUACCGCGGCCGAAUAAGUCGCUUGCGUCAUACUCGCGGGCUCACGAUAUCGAGACCGGUGCCAGCGACCAGCUCACGCUGAAAUUGACCCUCGGCUCGUUCGCCAGGUCAGACUCCCAGGGGAACCUGACGAUCUUCCCCGGCGACUACAAGUUAGAGCUGGACAACGACAAGUCUUUGGUCUUUGACUUCACUCUCACCGGCGACCCCGCUGUGAUCGACUCCCUCCCUGCCCCGAAGCCCAGCUACGAGUUCGCUGUGCCGGUCCACAUCCAGCCUCCGUCCGACAGGCCAUUGGGUCCGGCCUAA
Molecule: messenger RNA, 2187 nt
Organism: Colletotrichum graminicola M1.001
Lineage: Eukaryota; Fungi; Ascomycota; Sordariomycetes; Glomerellales; Glomerellaceae
Product: glycosyl hydrolase family 3 N terminal domain-containing protein
Exons: 1
Coding region: 1-2187 (728 amino acids)
Biological process (GO): arabinan catabolic process; xylan catabolic process
Cellular component (GO): plant-type cell wall
Molecular function (GO): xylan 1,4-beta-xylosidase activity; alpha-L-arabinofuranosidase activity
Source: RefSeq, a predicted model, not a curated record